Molecule: messenger RNA, 3796 nt
Organism: Epinephelus lanceolatus (giant grouper)
Lineage: Eukaryota; Metazoa; Chordata; Actinopteri; Perciformes; Serranidae
Product: NACHT, LRR and PYD domains-containing protein 12-like
Molecular function (GO): protein binding
Source: RefSeq, a predicted model, not a curated record
UGUAAAGUUUUGACCCCACUUUUAUGAACUGAAAGUGUUUCACGGAUUCCUCUGUGAUUUUCUUCCUUCGACGUCUCACUAACUGUGACGUUACCACCACUGUCUCGUCGCCGUUUCUGUGCAGAAGGGUCAAUCACUCGUGUUUUUUGGAACCUUUGCCUCUGUGAUGGAUCCCCAAAAUAUUCUCAAAACCACACUCAAGAAAAAAUUUCAGACUUUGAAUGAAGCAUACUCUGCAAAGUCAUUACUUCCUUCAAGACUUUGCUAUCGGAAGCUCAAGCACGACUACAGAUGCCCUACUUUGCACCAGUCUGAGUUUAGACAUAUCGACAAGUCUGACCUUCAUAGUUGGGUAUAUUUUGAAACUGUCCCUCUCGCAGAUAUUUUAUCAUGCGACUGCAAACACGACAGCAGCAAAAAAACAGUCAUCACUUUAGGAGUGGGUGGAGUUGGAAAAACCACAACAGUGCAGAGUUGUGCACUGGAGUGGGCAGAGGGCAAAGGGUACCAUGACAUCCAGCUCAUGCUUCCUCUCACGUUCUGGGAGUUAAAUUUGCUCAAACACAAAUUGAGCCUCAUUGAACUUCUACAGACAUUUUACCCUGAAUUGAAGGAGCUUGAUGUUUCCAGCCUAAAAGAAAAGGUGUGGUUCGUCCUUGACGGACUGGAUGAGUAUCAUUGUCAGCUGGACUUCAGCUGUCCAGCUGUGAGUGAUGUUUCUGAGGUAUCCACAGUGGAUGCACUGGUGACCAAUCUGAUCAGGGGGAAUUUACUUCCCAGUGCUCACAUAUGGAUAACGACCCGAUAUGCAGCGGCAACACAAAUCCCUGAUUGCUACUUGCUUAAAGAGACGGAGGUUCAAGGGUUCAGUGACGGACAGAAGGAGCAGCACUUCAGGACAGUUAUGGGUAAUGAUGAUCUUGCCUACAAAGCCAUUAAUCACGUGAAAAUAUCAAGGAGUCUGGAAUGGCUUUGUCAGAUACCUCCAAUCUGCACCAUCAUGGCAAAUGUGUUAAAGAAUCAUCUAAAACCUAGUGAUGGGUUUAAAAUCAAUCCCCUGAGUUUAACCCAGAUUUACACAAAUCUGGUCAAAGCAUCAAGCUCGGACAUUGUUGCCAAGCUGAAAUAUCUGUCAGUAGAGGAAAAAGGGAGUAAUGUGAUCUAUGAGCAUCAUCUUCGAGAGAAUGACAUAAGUGUUGAGGAAGCGUCAACUUUCUCCAAAGAGUGUCCACUUGUGUUGAGAGAAGAAAAGGGUCUGCAUAACACCACAGUGUUUCGCUUUGGCCACUGGAGCAUUCAGGAGUUCUUUGCUGCGUCUGCUAAAUUAGACAAUAUUGAAGGCUCAGUCCAGUCUGUCUAUUGUCGGAAUCUGGUCGACCAGGCGCUGCAGAAUGCUGAGGGAAAGUCAGAUGUCUUCCUUCGCUUCAUCUUUGGCCUCAUUAAGGAACGUGGCACAUUGGAGCCCACAGAUCCGCUGUUUAACUACACCAAGAAGAAGAUCCUGGAGAACAUCUUGUCUCCCGGCGCUGUGGGUCUGUUCCACUGUCUGAGGGAGUAUGACAGCCGGGCUUUACUGGAAGAAGUGAACUUCUUUCUGGAGUUUGGCUUCUCUCCAAUUCCUAAUCUGUCAUCAACGCACUGGCAAUUCAUGAUGCAAAGGACCUGUAAUUUUGAGGGACUGAGAGAGAGUUUUGAGAUGAAGGUGUCCGAGGGAUGUGAUGAGAGCCUCCUCAGGCAGCUACCAGCUAUUUUGAAAUCCAAGAAAGCCAUGCUGCGGUUCUCCAACCUGACAGACACAUGUUGUCCAGUCUUAGCAGCAAUCCUGAGCACAAGUGAGUCAUACCUGAGAGAGCUGGACCUGGGAUACAACAGCAUCAGUGACAGUGGAGUCCGGACGCUUGUGGAGGGGCUGAACGAUCAAAACUGCAGACUGAAAACAAUCAGGUUGCAAGCCUGUGGAGUGACCUCGCAUGGCUGUGAAUACCUCGCCACGACCCUGAGACAGUCCAAGAAACUGCAGGAGUUGGAUCUCAGCAUGAACGAAAUAGGAGAUGACGGACUGACACAACUUGCAGAUGGUUUGAGAUCACCCGAUUGCCAGUUAGAAACACUCAAACUAUCACAGUGCAACAUUGAGCAAAGGGGCUGCUGUUGUCUGGCCUCGGCUCUGCAGGAGAACUCCGACCACCUGAAAGUGUUGGAUCUGAGCAUCAAUAUGGUUGGAGACACAGGGGCCAUGGAGCUCCUCAGAAAAUUUGAUAUAUCAAAGCUAACAAAGCUGGAGAUGUACCACUGUGGCCUCACUGUGUUAAGCUGUGGAAGUAUCGGGGAAGCUCUGAAGAAUGAAACCAGCACUCUGGUAGAGCUCAAUUUGAGCAACAACAGCUUGAAAGAUGCAGGGUUUGCACUCAUCUGCUAAGGAAUGUACGCAUGGUGUAGUCUGGAAAAACUCAAUGUUUCAAGAUGUGGAAUCACUGGAAAAGGUUGCCUUUAUUUGGCAAAAGUCCUGUGUUCAAUCUCUCAGCUCUACAAGGGGCUGAUUCAAGAAACAGACUGGCAGGCAGUCGAGCUGAAAGACCUUGACCUCAGCAUGAACCGCCUCGGAGACAAGGGAGUUAAGGAAAUUUCAGAUGGACUCACUAAUCCGUUCAGCCAUCUGAAAUCUCUCAACCUGAGUCACUGCAGCCUGACUCAUGGCUGUUGUGCAGAGCUUGCAUCAGGAUUGGCAUCAAAGGGGAGCGUCAUCAGGGCGCUGGACCUGUCUGGCAAUGACCUCCAGGACAAGGGAGUGAAGAAACUCUGUGCGGGGCUCGGAAACCCUCAAAGCAAACUUGAGACACUGUCACUGAGGACCUGUGGCCUGAGCUCGAGGAGCAUUCAGUUCCUGACCACUGCCCUCAAGUCGAACCCCCAUCAUCUGACAGAGCUGCAUGUGAUGGGCAACAAUCUGGAACACUCAGGAAUCAGAGUGCUCCAGGAAAUCACAAAGAAUGAGAAAUACGCCUUACAUACCAUAGAUGUCUCCACAGAUUGAAGAGACAGGCAGCAACAGACACAAGCUGAUCAAACUUGCUCACGUUCGUCAGACCAUACUUUAUACACCAAGUCAGUGGUAGGAACGUCCUUGUAUUCCAGUGCUUAUUCUAGCUACAAUAUCAAAUGCUCCAUCUACUCUGUUUAAAGAAUGUGACAGAGCCAAAACGCAUCUUAAAAGUAUGUCAGCAAUUAAAAUGUCUUGUGAUUUCUUUUUCAUAUUGUAAGAUGAAUAUGUCUUACGCAGUGCCUUAGUUGGAAAGUGAAAGAAUUGUGUUGACUCAAGUAAUGUAGCUACUCAUAAAAUAUGUGCCUGCAGUAUUAUCGUUAUGUACAUUACUAUUUCUGUUCACAAUGUUUUGUGAUUUCUUUUUCAUUACCUCAUGGUAACAUGAAUGUGUUUUUACACAGUGCCUUAGUUCGAAAUAUGUUUCCUUGGAUUGCAGUGCACAGCACUUAAAGUACUUAUAAAAUAUGUGCCUACAGUAUUAUAGUUACAUACUAUUGCUUUUCAAAAUGUUUUGUGAUUUAUUUUUCAUUAUUACAUUGUAAGAUGAAUGUAUGUUUUUAGGCAGUGCCUCGAAAGUACCUUUCCUUUGGUUGCAGUGAACAGCACUUACAAGUAAAAUUAUCAGAGAAAUGUGAAAGACAUGUGUUACUGUUUAAAGUAAUGUAUCUACUCAGAAAAUAUGUGCCUGCAGUAUUGUUGUUGUGUACUAUUACUACUGAAUCUGAUGCAAGAAUUAAAAUGAGAUCUCCAUGA